AUGCUUAAAUGCAAGUGUAAAAGUUAUUCAACAACUCUUCUUAUAGCUGGAAAAACUGUUUCAGAAAUACAUUAUGGACCUUUUUCUUAUACAUGGUGGAUCACGAGCGAAAGAAAUAUAAAUAAUCAAAUAAAACUACUAGUUCCAAUAAAUUUAGGUAUGAAAACGCUUACAAAACUCAAUGGCUGUAAUUUUAUUAUUACUGUUUUGAAACCUGAUAUAGAAACUUCGCCUGGUUCAAGAUAUCAAGCAACUU
Messenger RNA from Funneliformis caledonium, 256 nucleotides. The record is from the annotation of a GenBank genome assembly. NCBI's taxonomy places the organism in Eukaryota, Fungi, Glomeromycota, Glomeromycetes, Glomerales, Glomeraceae.